Messenger RNA from Erpetoichthys calabaricus (reedfish), 4400 nucleotides. Its product is annotated as voltage-dependent calcium channel gamma-7 subunit-like. The coding region runs from base 1050 to 2129 and encodes 359 amino acids. NCBI's taxonomy places the organism in Eukaryota, Metazoa, Chordata, Cladistia, Polypteriformes, Polypteridae. Gene Ontology annotation, biological process: transmission of nerve impulse; postsynaptic neurotransmitter receptor diffusion trapping; positive regulation of synaptic transmission, glutamatergic. Gene Ontology annotation, cellular component: postsynaptic density membrane; AMPA glutamate receptor complex. The record is from RefSeq and is a predicted model, not a curated record. Gene Ontology annotation, molecular function: voltage-gated calcium channel activity; channel regulator activity. The transcript is spliced from 6 exons.
UAUCUAUCUAUCUAUCUAUCUAUCUAUCUAUCUGUCCACUGCAUCGCUCAGGACUCUUCCUUGAUGCCAGAAAAUUAAGAGAGUAUCUUCUCCUGUUGACCCGCGGAUUGACGUGAUUGGGAGGGGGCUGGGGGGUGGAGAACGCAGAUACCCCCCACCCACCCCACCCCCAUUGCCUCUCUUUCCCUCUCCUUCUCACUCUCUGUCUCUCACCCUCUGCCUAUCCUGCACGUCUCUCGUCAUCCUCCCGUUCAUUCUCCUUUCUUCUCUUCCAUGCACUGAUUUUCUCCUAUUCGUCAUAAACCAAUUUUUACACACCUUCGAUUUUUUUUUCUGUAAUGUGUGAUAUUACAUCACUCCGCAACGCGACUCGGUUCAUUUUUAGUUCUUUGCCUGUUUUUCAUCUGACUAUGUGUUAUUUAGAUAUAUUCUUUUAAACCGAUUUCGGCGUUGCGUCGCUGCUGCGGAUAAAUUUUUUUUUUAUAAGGCUGAAGAAGUCGCAGAGAUAUCUAGCUGGCGGCUUCCUUCCUAACCUUAGAAUGAAAUGUUUUUAUUCCUUUGUAGCUGGCAAAUGAAAACGUUUCGUGCAAUUGCUUCUGCACUGAGUGGGCGAGAAAUACUCUUUGGAAUUUUUGUGCUUAUUAGAUGGACAGCUCACAGUCCUGCAGGGAGAACAGCCCUAUCAGCUUAAUCGGAGCACAAAUGCUCGCGCAGCGCUUUGGAGCCCCUUGAUGGUGUUCUUCCCUCGCUCGUUUUUUUUUCUGCCUUUAUUUCAUUAUUCCUUCUGGACGUUAAAGCAGGACGUCUUUCUUAUUUCCCUGCACCUCACUCGCCUGCUCUAUCGCCCUCUUUCGUUUCCUCACUCACACACUCUCUCUCUCUCUCUCUCCCGCUCUCUCUCUCUCGCUCUCUCUGUCCUUUUUGCCGCCUUUGUCGAAAUUCGCCGCAUUGCCGAGUUGUUAAGAAUUUAACAUUGAGCCGGUGAGCUCUGCAAAGAUAGCGCCGCACAGCGCCGCGCAGAUCGUCACCUCGGGUAACCGGCCAAGAAGAUGAGUUCGUGCAGUAGCCGGGCCUUGACCCUGCUGUCCUCUGUCUUCGGUGCAUGCGGCCUGCUGCUGGUUGGCAUCGCGGUCUCCACUGAUUACUGGCUACUCAUGGAAGAAGGGAUCAUCUUGCAGCAGAACCAGACGACGGAGGUGAAGAUGGCACUGCAUUCCGGCCUGUGGAGGGUCUGCUUUGUUGCCGGCAGUGAGAAGGGUCGCUGUGUCGCCUCGGAGUACUUCUCAGAGCCCGAAAUUGAAAUCACCACAGAGAACACGGCUAACAUUCUCAAGAUGGUGCGCACAGCUACUCCCUUCCCCAUGGUCAGUCUUCUAUUUGUCUUCACCGCCUUCGUCAUCAGCAAUAUUGGGCACAUCCGCCCACAAAGAACCAUCUUGGCCUUUGUUUCUGGAAUCUUCUUCAUUCUCUCUGGACUCUCCUUAGUCGUGGGCCUCGUCCUCUACAUUUCCAGUAUAAACGAUGAGGUGAUGAACCGACCGCGGGAGCCUGAGCAGUUCUUCCACUACCACUAUGGCUGGUCCUUUGCUUUUGCCGCAUCAUCCUUCCUUCUCAAAGAGGGUGCUGGCGUGAUGUCCGUCUACCUGUUCAUGAAGCGCUACUCAGAGGAGGAAAUGUACCGGCCGCACCCUGCACUCUACCGGCCAAGGCUGUCUGAGUGCAGCGACUACUCUGGGCAGUUUCUCCACCCUGAGGUGUGGCAGCGGGGCCGCAGUGCCUCUGAUCUCUCCAGUGAUGUGUCCAUCCAGCUGAAUCAAGCAGUAGGGAGCUCUUCAUCGGCCCCUCCACCACCUCCCCCUUCCAUAGCUCCGCCAGCAGGGGCUUCCGCUUCCUCUUCCUCAAAUGCAGCUGUCGGGGCGAUAGGGGGGUACCUGCCUCCAAGCCACUCCCACCCUCACCCCCACCACUCACACUACCACAGCUAUGCUCAUCACUCCCAGCACUCCCAUCACGGGCAGCAGUACCAGCACCAAUCUCAUCAACAUUCAAUGCCCAUGACAACGCCAGCCUCCUUGCCCCCUGCACCCAAAUACCACUCACACAUUCGAAUGAGUGCCUCCCCUUGCUAAGCUAAGUCUGAGACGGCUAGCGUAGAGUAGAGUAGCGUAGCGUAGAGCCAAUUAGUAUUUAGUAUUGUAGUUUAAGGGGCGGGGCUUAACAUUACUUUAUUACUUCAAAAACUAAUAAGGCAAAAAAAUAAAAAACAAUUUUUAAAGAGAAUGAGAAAUAAAUACAUCAAUAAGUUGUACAUAGCGACAGUAAUAAUUCAACACUCCUAACCACAUCAACUGACAGCUGUCCUCAAAGGCACACUGACUGACAUGCAGACAGACAGACAAUCAGACCGAAACUUGGACAGACCGACUACAACUGUUUCAGGUCAGAUAGAUAGAUAGAUAGAUAGAUAGAUAGAUAGAUAGAUAGAUAGAUAGAUAGAUAGAUAGAUAGAUAGAUAGAUAGGAAAGGCACUAUAUGAUAGAUAGAUAGAUAGAUAGAUAGAUAGAUAGAUAGAUAGAUAGAUAGAUAGAUAGAUAGAUAGAUAGAUAGAUAGAUAGAUAGAUAGAUAGAUCUCUCUGUGAGACAGACAGACAGACAGACAAUCAAGACAGUCCGACUAGUGGCUGUGCAGUGACAAGCACACAGACAGCUGGACAGAAAUGAGGACGCCGGCCCAAGUGUGAAAGGCUGGGUUGUGCAAAGAGCUUUGAAAGCACCUUGGACUGUGGCAGCAAGGGUGGGUUAAAAUAGGGUGGGUCGGGGGGGGUGAAAGCGUCCCCUAAAUUAGCACUUCUCGACUCUUCCCUGCCUUUGCUGCCCACUGUGUCUGUGAGUUUUUCGUUGUAACGCUGUGGCCCACUCGGUCCCAUAUUAGUGGGUCACGCUGUCAAACCGUGCAGGCCUUGGCUUUUCUCCGAUCUCUGCAGUAUUAGUCUGUCCUCCGUGCUCUGUGCCCUCCGAAGGGGGUAAAGCAGAGGGAGGCACCAUCGUCUGAGUCUGUAGCUUUGUACCCUCUGGCCUAGUCUCGUAUAAGAGGUAGGACUUGGAGAGAAACCAAAGUGAUUAGGCCUUUCUCUCCUUCCUGCUGGGGAACGAAGGGGGACACAAUCACAUUGUCCCAAUCGGCCAGAUCUUCUUCAUAUACCGGCCUCCUUCCCACGAGACUGGAAUUCAAGUAGAUCGUCCUGCUGCCUCUAAACUAGAGUUAGUGCAUUGUCCCAAUCUAGAAGUCCGAUCGCUUGCACCCUGUCUCCUCUCCGCACUCUCCUCCAUGUAAAGAGAGGCACAGCAGUGCAAUGUCGUAGUUGGUGACACUCCCUGUACCCUCGCGUAUGAAGGCACACGUGUGCACUGAACACCUGAAGUCAUUCACAUGUACCCCGCAUGUCCUCCUCCCUUCAGAUGAGCACCUGGCCUAUGGGGGAACCAAAGCACGUCAAGUUGGGAAACACUUCAGCGUCAUCAGUCGAUGUGCCGAAAAGCAUCAGCAGGGCAGGUUUGUCUUCUGAGUAUCAGUUUUAAAAGAUGUUGUUUAUCCCGCUAGGAUGAAUUUAUAAAGCCGUCUACGACGUAUGAAGGGCACUUAUGAGAUGUGGUAUCCGUUGACCGCUCUUUAUGGACAACACGGAGGAGUAACGUGAAAGACAAACACACGCAUUUAACAUCCGCCAGGGAGUCUCGACUUCCACUCAGCCAAUCAAUCAGUUUGGAUUUGCUGGGCCAUUAAAAAGCAGGAAAGAUUACGAAAGCAGCCAAUAAGUGAUUUCUGUGCACCAGGAUGUCUUGAUUUCCAUUCAUGCUAUCCGUCUUUAUUUGUCUCAGUGUCUUCCAUCUCGUAUUUAUAAUUGACUAGCCGUCCCCUGCAGCUUCGCCUGUGUAGUAGUGAAACAGGACAGCGAGGAUGGUCCUGCCCGGCUCCCCACUCCUGACGUCACGCUUCCCACUGCCCACGGCCUCGGAUUAAUAAUAAUAAUAAUAAUACAUUUUAUUUAUAUAGCGCCUUUCCCAUGCUCAAGGAUUAGCGUGAAUACAAGCAAACUAUGAUUCUCAGCACGAUAAGAGAAGUCGCAAAAUCAACCGGAAUGUUCAAGCAAAUUCUAGAAAAAAAAAACCCAAACUAAAUCCGUUAAGUAGUUCUCUGGUUCUCUCGCUAAGCGGAGGUAAGGUACCCGCCCUGAGGCUGGCACGUGUGUGAGGACAGCCCCGCCACCUUCCCCUCAGCCCGUUGCGUCUCUCUCGGAUUAGUGCAAAUAAAUCGGUGCUGCAAGCGAACUGUGAUACUUAGUGCAAUUAGAGAAGUCGCAAAAUCAACCGGAAUGUUCAAGCAAAUUCUAGAAAAAAAA